Harmonia axyridis is the source of this 7170-nucleotide messenger RNA. RefSeq names its product putative leucine-rich repeat-containing protein DDB_G0290503. Gene Ontology annotation, biological process: positive regulation of DNA-templated transcription. Gene Ontology annotation, cellular component: SWI/SNF complex. The transcript has 7 exons. Bases 860 to 5572 code for a protein of 1570 amino acids. The record is from RefSeq and is a predicted model, not a curated record. Lineage: Eukaryota; Metazoa; Arthropoda; Insecta; Coleoptera; Coccinellidae.
AAUUCAAUGAUUAUGUUUGGGGGCGUGGAAUUUGAAAUGAAAAUGAAACCGAUGAUAGCAUAUUAGCACUCAAACAAAUCAAAGGACUUAAAGGGAAGUUUGAAGAUUCGAUCUUCUUCAUAUGCCGAUUGGACUAUUCCAUUUUUAACGCCUGAGGUGGGGAAAGGUGUUGAGGGGAAGCAAGAAAAAAGGUGCAUCGGAAAGAUGGCGGUUCGAUGAUUAGUUAUGUGUGAUUGCAAAUUUGCAAAUUGUUUAUAAACAAAUAAUAUUGACAUUCUGCAUUUCCCUACAAUCCUUAUUAUCGUUGUUUACACCUUCCCAUUCAUGGAUUUCGAUGUUUUAAGUGCGAAAAGUGCGUGAAAACUUGAUAAAUUUGACAUUAAUCGUAGAGGUUAUGUUUGGAUAUAAGUUUUUGUUCGUUUGUUUCAGGAAUUACAUGGAUAUAUCUUCAAAUUCGUAGUAAAUAACUGCAAUACUUUUCAAUGAAAACUAAGGAAGAAAAAGUUUUUGAGAGAUUUUCCAUUCAACGACGUUUGGAAUUCCAUAAAAACAUGGCUACAUUUUACUCUUGGAUAUAAUGCUUUCUUCAUUGGUAGUGUUCUUCGAUUUUUUCAACGAAAAAAUGGCCUUAUUCGAAUUUGGAUGAGUGUUUACAGUGUUGCAACGGACCCUUUGAAAAUUUCCUUAAGUUUUAAAUAUGCCUAAACAAAGACAGUAUCGGUUUAUCCGAUAACUCAUACAAAGAACAUUCCGUGUAAAAAUAAUUUAUAUAAGUGAAGUUGAGUUCUGAAAUGUUGUAUUUGGAUAAAAAUUAAUUGUGAGUGGAUUGUAAUUAAUCCUACAAGUGUGUAUUGGAAACAUGUCUCAGACUCCCUUGAAGCCUGGUCAAAAGAUGUGUAAGUCCCCGAAGAAUUCUACUAAUUUCCAUAAUAUCAAGCAUGAUAAAAUCGACUACGAAUGUUUGAGUACAAAUUGCACCGUAGUUGGCUCUAAUAACUUGAAUUUAGUGAAGAAACCCCAGAUCGUUACCAGUAUGUCACCAGCAUAUUCCAAUACAAAUUCAAGCCCAGUAUAUCCUGCUUCCCCUUACUCUUCACCUGCUAGUUUGAAGUCACCGUCGCCUAGUUUGAAGCCACCUACGCCGCAACCCCAAACAUUUCCUGUGAUGCAGAUUAUCCAUAAUAAUCACCAACUACUGGCAAGACCUAUACAGCAGCAGCAACAAAACAUUAUAAAACUCAAGCCACAUCUGAAUAUUUUACCUAAACCUAGUGGAAGUCCACAGCAGAGUCCUAAGGCCAGUGUCAGUCCUCAAAUUAUGAUACCAACAAAUACUCACCAACAAGCAACCUUAAUGCAAUCUGCACAACCCUUGUUGCUCAACCAGAUGCCCAUGCUAGCUGCCACACCAGGAGUACAGUUUAUUUUGAAACCACAAUCUGGGCAUAAGAUGCAAACUGCAACACCACAAGGUUUGAUUCUUCAGCAAGGGAGUCAGCAAAUAAUCCAACUUCAACAACCUAGGUCUCAACCUAUGGUUAGGGUACUUACCAAUAGUGUUCAGCUAGCCCCAAGUAACUCAGGUCCAACCUAUGUACAGAUGAGCAAUAUUCCUAUGAACAAUUCGACCACUUUAUCUGCGCAAGGAUCUCAGCAGCAAGCGCAGAAUCAGAUCAAGAGGAAGCCAAAGGCUAAGGUUAAAAAAAGGUUGGAUUUAGCCAAUUUGAUGAAAUUAUCUGGAAUUGGUGACGAGGAUGAUAUACAAUUCGAAAGUGACACUUCGCAGAGUGAAAGUGAGCACAAUACUGGAUCUACAACGCCUCAACCUCAACAAAUACAGAUGCAGGCAAGCACAAUACAAGCGAACACUCUGCAGGCACAAAAUAUCAUCCACCAGACAGAAGGGAAGAAAAUGGGGGGUUUACAAAUUCAAGGACUUACUCAACCAACAAUUAACGCGGCAGCUACACCUGUAGUACAGGUUCUCAAUCAAAAUUUCCAAAGUGGAAUGAUCUCAAAUAAUACCUCCCAAUCUUCUGGACAUUUCAGUCCCUUCAUAACCCCCAAUUUUACUUUUAACAAUGGCUUGAUGGUGCAGAGGAGCAGUGGCGGUUUUAAGUUGGCCAUGGGCGAAGAUGGCCGAUUUGUUCUUCAGCAUGAUCCUACAAUGAACCAUGAUCUUCAGUCUCAGCUCAUUCUUCAAGGAAUCAUAGGAUUAAAUGGAGGACUCGUACUUCAACCUUCCAUCGACCAACAGACUGUUCAGCAAACUGUUCAGACAAUCCAACAGCAGAGUGUGCAGACUAUUCAGCAACAAACAGUCCAAAGCCAAACAAUCCAAACAGUCCAACAACAGACUGUUCAACCUCAAGCAGUUCAACAUUCAAUACAAGCGCUGCAGCCUCAGAUACAACAGCAAACAGUCCAGCAGACCAUACAGCAUCAGACUGUUCAAAGUCAGCCUAUUACUGCAAUACAACAACCGAUGCAAAUUGUACAACCUCAACCGAUCCAUAGCAUGUCUUCUCAAGUUCAACCUGCUGUUCAUUCCAUUCAAUCUCACGUUCAUAGUUUACAGUCGCAAUUGCAGGGACAGAUUCAUAAUUUGCUGCAACAGCAACAACAAAAUCAUACAAUUCAAAACCAUCAACCACAGAGUAUCCAAAAUGUCCAAACAACUCAUCAGCCCAUUCAGACGUUGACUUCAUUACCGCAGCAAUCGCCGGUUCAGAAUGUCCAACAUAGUGUUCAUUCUCACCAGACUCAUUCACAGCCAGUAUUGAAAGUGCAGCCAUUUCAAAAAUCCCAAUUGCCUGUGCAAACGGUUCAUCCUCAGCCUGUUCAACCUCAACCUAUCCAGGCCGUUCAACCUAUGCAGACUUUGAAUUCCCAGCAGAUGCAUUCACAAUUACCUAUUCAGUCAGUGCAUCAGAAUCAACAGAAUAUGGAAGGUAGUGGUAAUCAGCAGCAACCGACUUCUUAUGUUGUGAACUUAACACCUGAUCAAUUAGAACAACUGAAGAGGAAUGGUCAGUUAACUGUUAAUGGGCAGACCAUUUUCAUGCCGAGGUCGAACCAAAUGAAUAAACAAAAUGAUAAUAAUUUCAUUCCUGAGAAGAAAUUGUCACCAAAGAUUAAGCCGGUGAAAAAAGUACACAAAAUUCAAGCUGUUAAAAGUCUGUCUCAAGAAAAUAUUGAAUCUGUUAAACCUGUAAUUACCAUUAACCAUCAGGUACAUAAAGAGGUUAAAAGCUCUCUGCAUAGUCCACCUAAGAAUAUAAUCCAAGCUCAACCAGUUCAACCCCAGCCUAUUCAGCCUCAGAAGCCUUCACAACCUUCUGCUAUGGUGCAACCUCAACCAAUGGUACAAACUCCUCAGAAAUCAAUGGAGAAGAAUAAAACACAAAAUCAGCACAAAGUAAUGCCUAAUACUCAAAAUAAUGAAUCCAACAGUAAUCAAGAGGUUGAUAAGCUUCUUGGUCAACUUUUGGAAGAAAGCAAUAAUAUCAAUAUCGUAACUAAUAAUGUUCCGCCCCCCAAUGUUCAACAUCAGAGGAUACAUACAAUACAGUUGACUCCCCAAAAGCAGCAGCUACUGAAGAAAAUCCAGAUGGAAAUACAAGCUUUAUCUUCUAGUCAAUUAUCAUCUAGCAGCAAUAAUGAAAUUCAGAAGGCCCUGAAGAGUUUGUUUACAGAACAGCAGAAGAUAUUAGCUACUGGCAAACUUUUACCUCCUGAUAAGGUGUAUUAUCACAACAACCAUUUGACGAUAAUUAAUCCGUCCAGUAUGAAUUCUCCUCCCCCAACUAGUACCCCAGUUAAGAUUGAGCCUCCUAGUCCUAGUCCUGUUCAAACAAUACCGCAGCACAGCAAUAAUAAUGUUAGAAGAAACGCCACAGAACCAGUGCCAACAUAUCAGCAGCAGAAUCCGACCUCAGAAGCCUUACCAAGCCCUAGGAUGUCGAAUUCGAUUCCUUCAACUGAGAAUGUGCACCAGCAACAACAAUCCAAUUCCAAUUUGGCACAGAACCCAUUGCAACACACCCACCAACCUCAUGGUACUAUUCAACAACAGAAUGUUUCAAAUCAACUACACCAACAUCACAGCAAUCAUUCAGUAACUCCUAAAACCAAUAAUGUCAGUGUCUCCACAAGUAUGCCUCCACCAAUGCAGUUAUCUCCUCAACAGCAGUAUAAUUCCAUAGUAAAGAAAGCACAACUUAUUGAAGCUCAACUAACUCAAGAUCAAGCAGGUGCUGUCAAACCAGAUGUACAAACUCCAUUCAAAGAUAAGAAAGAUGCUUGCAUUAGAUUAAUAAGAUACCACUGUAUGGACCAGCCCGUCUUAUCCCAAAAAGAUCUAAAUAAAGCUGAUGAAAUAUUUGAGCACACUGCAAAACACUUCAUUGCCAAGUUUGAUAAAAUGCAGGACAAGUACAAAUAUCUUCUCAUGAAAGAAAGCCAGAGACAAGUUCGAACAUCUGAGCUGAUGAUGUUGGAUAGAUUAUUUCUUGCUGAUGAACAACAAUCCCUGAUGCAACUUCGACAAGAAGCUGAGGAAGCGCAAUUUCUAGAUCUCAAUAUGAUGCAAGAGAUAGAACCGUCUCAGUCUCAUCAGGCAAUGAGAUUUCAGCAGCACAUUCCGCAAAGCCACAACAAUCAACAGAACCAAAGUUCUCAUAGUCAACAUCAGUAUGGCCAAGGGCACCAUCAGAUAAGUCACAACCAACAUUUGCCGGUUCAGGGAUAUCCUUUAGGUAGGAUUUCUGGUUCGCAGCAAAACUCUCAAAGCAACAACUAUGAUCAGACUGGUCAGGGUCCGAAUAGGGGAGGGCAUCAUGUAAACCCGGGUCAUCAGAAUGUUCAAGCUCACACUCAGCUAAGCCAGAGUCACCAUUCAGCUCAUAAUCACCAACAAUCCAACCAAAAUCAUAAUCAAUCUGGUGACAAUCUCAAUCAGAGCAGUUCUGUAUCCUACCAAUCUAAUCAUUCAUCGCUUCAGUCUGCUCAAAGCCAGAUGCAAUCUAGCCAGAGUGAGCUGCAAAUGACUUCUAGUCAUCAUUCAAACAUACAAAAUCAGGUGAAUCAUUUGAAUAAUGAGGAGUAUGAUGAGUGGACCAGUAUACAACGUGAGCUUGGUUGUCUACCUGGCGAAGACAACAAGCAUAGUUUUGUGGAGCAGAUUGUCAACGAAAAUGCCAACAACAACGCUCAUUUAACCGCCAAACGUUCGGCCAGUAGCGAUUCGCGCCUAGAGACUCUCAAGAGGUUUAGAGUUGAUAAACAUCAUAAAAAGGCAACAGAUAGUGUACAUAAUAGUGUUAAUAAUGUUGUACAAAGUGUUAGUAAUAGUUUACCGCAAAAUACUCAUUUGACAAUGACUGGGCAGUCGUGUAUGACGAAUCGUUAUCAAAAUACCUUUGAAGGUCAGGGUCAGCACAUGUAUAACUGUUUAGAGACCGAGGAUGGUAUUGAGGGUAAGAGUUUGGAUGAACAAGUGCAGUCUGCCAUUGAUUCAAUAUUGAAUUUGCAGCAAAAUACCGCAUUAGAUCUUGAUAGCAUACUGUCAUGACGAUAUGUAUAAUAUGUCAGAUCCUUACUUUACAGAAAUGUGAUCUUGAAAUCUUAUUAUAGGUAGGCCAGUUGUUAUGACAACUUGUUUUUCAAUACAGUGUGAAUGAGUAUUAAGACUUCAAGUAUUCUUUAUUUUGGUUGUCUUAAAUUUUCUUCACAAAUUCUAAAAUCUAGCACAGUUUUGUCCUAUUGUUCAUUUAUGUUAUUGUUCUAUUUUAUUAUUUAAUAUCCCAUCUUUUGUUAGUAAAAGAACUACAAUCCUAACAAAUGAAAACUUUGUAUAUCUAAAGAACACAAACUGAAAUAGAUUUUGUUUUACCUAAUAAGUUGAUGCCUUAUACAGGUUGUAUGAUGAGAUCUACAGAGGAUUUUUCCUAAAUGCUGCAGAUCUCACCAUUGGACAUAGAAUUUGAACCACCCUUCACUGAUAUUUCUUUGUUAUUUGUAAUGACUGAUUUGAUUAUAAAAUUCCCUAUUUUCAAGUUCAAAUUGCAAAAUAGCAUUUUUACAUUCUUAACAACUGGCCUACAUUUUGUACUCUAAUUGAAUCUGAGAUUUAAUUUAUUUUUUCUGUAAUAAUUAACUGUCUGCUCAAAAAUCCUGAAAUAAAUGGAAAUCAGUAUAAUCGGACCCGGUUUCCAAUUUAUGAAAUAUUGUAUAUUUUUUUGCAAAAAAAAAUUAUUCAGUAGUUUUUUUUUCGGUUAGACCAGUAUGCCAAAUGAAGAAAAAUUCGAGAAAUCUCUUAAUUCAUUAACACAAUUUUAAUGUUGUUGCUUGGAAUUACACUUUUUUCAAGAAUUGAUAUCAAUAUUAUUAAGGGAAAUUUUUAGUAUCAUUUUUAAAUGUGCGACUUUCCCAGUAUUAAUUUCCAUAAAAUAUGUCAAGAAUUCUUAAGUAAAUUUUAAUUUCGAAUAAUUUUUUAUUUGAGUGUAAAUUCUGUAUAAAUCAAAAUGAAGAAGUCUGAAAUCAACAGAGCCUUAAAAUUUAAUUUACACCACAAAAUAAUUUUCUAAUGUAAGAAUACACUUGAAGGUAUUUUAAAAUUUAGUGUUUUUACCAAUAUUAUUACCAGUAGAAUUCUAAAUUGAAUAUUUUUUUGAUAAUUGUUUUUCAGAAUAUAGAAAUUUUAUUUGUAUAUUGCUACUUUUGUGAUCUUAUUUAUUUUUUUCAAUUUUCAUAUCGAUUUUUGUGUGAAUUUAUUGGAUUGGAGAUCUCUAGUUUCAUUUGUGAUUAUUUUGAAAUGUUAGAAUUCUGAUUAUACUGGGCUCCUUUGCUUUUUAACAGUGUUAAUAUGUCAUUUGGUUUUUAGAGCUAAAAAUUUAAGAGAUGAAGUACAUUAGGUACAGAGAAUGGUAAAGUGAAUUUAUAAAUUAUUGAAUUUUUGUCAUUGUUAUUCGAUAGAUACCAAGUUUUACAGACACAUGUAUAUAAAGCCACUUUUGAUGACACUGUAAAAAGCCUCUGUUGUAAAUAUUUUAUUUAUGUACUUAGAUUAUUAUAAUUUUCUGAGGUAUAAUUAUUAUUAUUAAGACUGACUCAGAAAUUUUGGUUCCUACCAGGAAAGUAUUUGAAAAGAAUAAAAAGUCAUUAUUCAAC